AUGGACGGUUUCAAGAAACUGCUACACAACCUCACUGGGACGAAGAAUGACGAUUCAGUCCCAUCUCGAGCCCAAGCCCAAACCCCAGCGCAUCGCUGGUCAGGCAUCGACAACACCCAGCCCGCAGGCACAAACCCCAUCACCCGCUUCUCCGUCGAAUACCUCGGCGAGCAGCGCUCGCUCAACAGCGCCCACCGGCGGGACCUCGGCUUCGCGGGCCACAUCGGCGGCAAAUGGUACGGCGUCUACGGCGACACGCUCUGGAGCAGCCCCGGCGUGACGGACCCAAACGCGGACCCGGAUCCGGACGGGUUCCACGGCAUGGUGCGCAACUCGGUGGCGGCGCUGACGGAGGAUCCGCUGGUGGUGAGGGACUGCCAUUUGAACGGGGACGAGCCGGUGGCGCAUCCGGCGCAGUUUACGCCGUUUGAGGAGCGCUGGGGAGAGAAGCUGCAGACGGGGUUUGGGGGAACGAGUUUGGUUGAGGUUGAUGGGGAGACGGGGGUUGGAGCGGUGUAUUACUUGAUUAAUGACAAUGAAAACUACCGCCACGCAGGCAUCGCCCGCGUCGAAAUCAUCAACGACGCGCCCACCGUCACGCAACGCCUCGGCGAGCACGGCUGGUGGUGGGAUUGCUCAUCGAUGGCCAAGUACGGCGAUAUUGCCGCCUACCGGGACGUCAAGAGCGAGUACAUCUACGUCUGGGGCCACCCGCCCAAGACGGUGACGGAGUGGCCGGCGACGGAGUACGUGUACCAGGCGCGGGUGAAGGCGAAGGAGGCGUUUGAGCUGGACAAGUACGAGUACUGGUGGGGGAGGAAGAAGGGAUGGCGGAGGGAGGUCCUGCGGGGAGCGGAGCAUGAUGCUGAGAGUGCGGUGAUGUGGGGGGUUGGCCAGGGGCAGGUUGUGUUUAGUGAGUGGUUCAAGUGCUACAUCUACGUUCAUCUGAGUGAGUCCCUCCCCCUUGCUUUCUUUGUUCGUAUAUGA
Molecule: messenger RNA, 987 nt
Organism: Trichoderma citrinoviride
Lineage: Eukaryota; Fungi; Ascomycota; Sordariomycetes; Hypocreales; Hypocreaceae
Exons: 2
Coding region: 1-987 (328 amino acids)
Source: RefSeq, a predicted model, not a curated record